ACUGAAACCCUUUAUCUUCCAAAAAUCUAAUUUGCCUCCAAAACUCCAUUGUUGCACCUUCGAUUGUUGUGAAUUAUUUCUUAGACUUGUUUCCACAUUUCUCUCUCGCCAAACGACGACCCCUACACGGACCUCAUUCUACUAUUCUCUAUCUAAAACUACAUUUUCUCUCUCUAAAAGUUGCGAAACCACUCAAUUUAUGCGAAUGAUUAGUUCUUGAAUCCUGGAUCUAUAGAAACCCUCGAUCUCAUUUGAGAGCCAUUACUUAUGCGCUGGGGAUGGCGCAAUGGGAACUGACCUCACUCUACAUUUUCUAUCUGUAGAAGCUCAGAAAUCCUCAAUUGGAGAGGAACAUGGAUGCUAACUUCUGAAGCUAGAAACCCUAAUUAUCAUUUGGAAGCCAAUUUAUUGGGCAUUGGGGAUUCAGUAAUGGGAGCUGAACCAGGUCUUGAUUCUCUAUUUCAGUCAUUGAAGCUUCCAGAGCCAUGGCUAUCCCCAAAGCCUUGGGAAUCAGUUGUUUCUGAAAGUGGAUAUUUUAAACUUCAGAAUCCCGAUUCAGAUGAAGAAUUUUUGGUAUCUGAGUCAGUUUACGAUCCAGCAAUUGUAUCGGAGGCCGUUCUAGUAAGGCUGGCCCUAAAUGCUCUUCAAGGAGUGAAGUCAGCAAUUAUUUCCCUUGAAAAUUUCUCCUCAAUAUUUUGUUCCAACCCAGCUGAUAGAAGCUUGCAUCGAGUUCCCAAUAUCUGGGAUCGAUAUUCCAGCAUGAGUGCAUUAGGAAAGCUUCUGAAAUCUAUAGUUCACUCCGGCGUCAUAGUCUACCUUCUUGAAAAGUUUGUUGAUUAUUUUCUUGGGUCAAUACCAAAUUUAAACUGUUACUCCUAUGAAACUCGGGCUGAUGUCAUGGGUGCAAGUUUAUGUCAAGAAAAAAGGGGUCAUGAAACCUUAAGAGUUGAUGAAAUUGAUUCAGUCAUGGAAAGUGAGGGCAAGAGUAAACUUGUGUCUUGUCAUUCAUAUAGUUUGGUAAAUCAGGCAUUUUCUACAUCAGUAAAAAGAGUUCUUGAAGGAUAUAUUUGUGCACUUAACACUUUACAUGCCUCUGUACAGUUAAGGCGCUCAUCAAGUGUGGAUGCAGAAGCGCAUAAAUCAUCAAUUCCUUUUUCUGAAGAUGGUUGUCUUGCUAGUGUGAUUAAUUCUGGAAUCACUCUUUUGGAGUUGUACCUUCACACCAAGGAACUAAGAACCCAUAUCGAAGGACUUGGGGCUAUAUGCAUGGUAAAGAAUGUUUACCCUGAUUUCGAGACGGCUUCUGUGGAGGUGUUGAUCGCUAGAAAUUCAUUAGGGUUUCAGGACUUCCCCAUAGGAGCUGAUCUGCUCACAUAUCUCUUUGUUCAACUUAGGGAUGCUGAUCCAGUUCAUAGUGCGCUUCUUAAACUUCUCUUUGUUCGUUCAUGUGAACCAUAUUGCGGGUUCAUCAGAUCAUGGAUUUAUCGGGCGAGUAUAAAUGAUCCUCAUAAGGAGUUUGUUGUGGAAUGCUUAGACACCUCAUCAUGCAGGUCACAUAUUGGGACUGCUGACGCGGAUUGCUCCCCUGUUCCAUCCAUGAAGGUUCGUGUUGGGGUUUCAGUUCCAUAUUUUUUGAAGGACAUCUGCACUCCCCUCUUCCGAGCUGGUCAGCAGCUUCAAGUACUGAUAAAGUUGUUGGAUUUGCUGAAACCUUUUCCCAUAGAAGGUUCUAGUCAUACCGAUGGAAAUCAUUCUCCUUUGCGUAUGGCUAAACUAAUGAACUUCCUUCCAUUUUGGGGGUGCUCUUCAAGUGAUCAUUUUGCUUGUUCUUCAAUAUUAAGUUUUGGCCGGAGCGACAUCGAAGCAUUAAUAUCUAAGAGGGAAGCUAUGUACAAAAUGAUGCAAAGAAAUCUUGAUUAUCUUUUUGCUGGUUCAAAUAUUAAAUCUCGGCGAGUUGUGUCACGUGUACAUGUAAUUCCAUCUAGCGCUGUUCCAGGUCCUCUGGAACACAGAGAAGGUAGUGCACAAGUUCCAGUUAUUGCUGGCAAUGCAUCUUCUGCUCUGGAUGUAGAUUCAGAUUCUUUCAGCAUAUCAAAGUUUUCUGAUGAAUCAGACACAGUUGAUGAAGAUGCAGAAUCUUCAUCAUUACAUAGUUUUGAUGAGCCACACAUGGCUAAGAAGUUCAUGGAUUUACACGAUAUAUUUGUUUUCCAGAAAAGCGAAGAUAGGUUGGCCUCUAAGCCUUUGGCUGAUAUUGUGGAUGUACAGGAAGCAAAUGAGGCUUUUAAUCCUGAAAGACCAUGGGAUCCAAUCUCUAGUUAUGUAUCUGCAUCUUGUGAAGGUAAUGAAGAAGCUGAAGCAAACAUUAGCUCUGCUCAUCUAGUUCAGUGUAAUUUGAACUUGAGCCAGUUGCUUGUGUCUGAUGCCCGAAGCAUGUCUCCACUCCCUAAAACUCUUGAUAUAAAUAAUCAGUUUUUGACGGGCUGGUUUCAUGGACUCCCUGGGAGUCAGUUUCUUAAUGAGGGUGGGGGUGACUACAUUGGAUCAUAUAUUUCUGAUCCGAUGCCGAUUGGGACUAAUAGAAACUUCGAGAAUAAAACUGAAAGGUUCAAAUGUAAUGGGGAUAUGCCUGUUUUCAGUGAUUCUGAAUAUGAGCCAGGUUUGAGAGAGAGCCUCUUUGAAAAUAAGAAAUUUGAGUACUCAACUGAUGAUUUUACUCCUCAGACACUGCCCCUAAAAAAGAACUACAAUUGUAUGAAUAUAAAUCCAAUACUUUCAAGAAGUUCGUGGCUUCAGAUGUUGUACAGUUCAAGAGAUACAAAAUACAUUGACAAGAGAAGGGUUCCUGCUGCCUACUUCAAUUUUUUGUCAGUUGGAGACCUUGCUAAGAUGUAUGAAGGGGACUCUUUUAUUUAUGAACCUGAGAAUUUUGAUCCGGUUGAGAUCUCUGAGAAGAAGGAUCAUGGUUUUUCUGUUUUGGGAAUGGAGAAAUUGGACCAACGUUGUGAGCAGAAGUAUGGUGAGGGAAAUAAAGUGGAGCUUGCCUUCCCAGCCAACCAGAUCUCUCAACCGCAUUUGAGAUCUCCAGCAGAUUUGUUUAGUCACUCACAGGAACCUGAUGCCAUAAAUGGUGUUUCUGGAGGUGCUAAAUGGGAGACUUUGUUGACCUAUGGUGGGGAUGAUCAAACAUCGCCAGCUAAAGCAAAACCCAUACAAAAUUCAAUGGCUAGAUCAGAAAUUCCUUUGGAGAUCAUUAUUGAAAAAUGCAUAGUGCAGGAGAUUUUGCUUCAGUAUCAGUAUAUUAGCAACUUCACUGUUAAAUUGCUUGAAGUAGAGUUCGAUUUGCGUGAACAUUUGUUGGCUCUUCGGCGGUACCAUUUCAUGGAAGUAGCAGACUGGGCUGACACAUUCAUCUUGUCUCUGGGCCAGCAUCGGUACAGAGUGGAGCCCAAUCAGAGGACAUCUGAAAUUCAGCGAAUUCUUGAUUUAGCAGUGCAGAGGUCUUCAUGUGAGGGAGAUGCAUUUAAGGAAAGGUUAUAUGUAUAUCUCAAAGGAGAGGAAAUUAUACCCCCUACCACAACUAUAACUGGUAUCCAUGACUUUGAUAUAAUUGGUUUGGGUUACAAAGUGGACUGGCCUAUCAGUAUUGUCUUGACUCCUGAUGCGCUAAAAAUAUAUGCAACAGUUUUUAGUUUUAUGAUUCAAAUCAAACUCGCUGCUUUUGCUGUAACUGAUGUUUGGAGAUUUUUGAAGGUUUUGAUUCCGUUAAUAAAUGACAAUCGGGCUUUUGGACUAGAUCAACAGGUUGUGGAGCGCUUCCAUAUUUUAAUGCUGAUGAGGCAGCAGGUAAAUCAUUUUAUGGAUGCAUUACAGCAGUACAUGCAAUCUCAAUUGUUACACGCUGCUUGGUACAAGUUCCUUCACAACCUUGAUUAUCAGGUUAAGGAUAUGAUUGACUUUGAAUUAGUACAUAUGAGUUAUCUUUCUGAUUCUUUGCAGAUAUGUUUCCUGUCUACCGAGAUGAAACCUGUUCGGGACAUUAUAGACACCAUAUUGCAGUGUGCUUUAGACUUCAGAUCAUGUUGCAUUGGAGGUUGCCAUCGCUUAGAGUUUGCAAAAGAGUGCCCAUCUGAUCUGCUUCAUCAAAUUAACUUUUCUGAGGUGGUUGACAUCAAAGAAAAGUUUGACAAGAACCUCAUGAAAUUAUACAGACUUUAUCUCAACUCUGGAAAAGAAGAUGGUCCAGGGCUCGGCCAUUUUUGGACAGCCCUUGAUUAUAAUGAGUAUACAUCAAGCAUGCUUUCAAAAAAUGCAGUUUGUGCAGAUUUAGUUUGUUCGGGUUGAGCUACCGAUUUGGGGUGUUUGGAGGUGUUUGGUUCAUUUUGUUGCUUACCAAUUUGUGAUGAAGGACAAUCUGGGUAUUUCAGAAAGUUUGGACAUUUUGGGUAAUUCAGAAAGGUUGAGGGGGUUUAUGAAAUUAAAAGGGAAAUUUCAUACAAAAACCUAAUUCCCCAUCUUAUUUAAUGGUAGAUCCCUUUUUGCGGCAUAAAGAACGCCUAAGGAUUUCACUUACCCCUUUAUCUCUUAUCUCCGUUGUUUAUUCACUUUUGACUAUAAAAGUUAGUCAAAACAAAUCAUUUUAUAGUAUCUCAACCUAAAAAUCUUUUUAACCAUAUUUUCUCCCUUCAACUCCAUUAUAUCUCCCACUCUCGAUGCACCACAUUUAAAAAAUCUGUUUUUAUUAUAUUUUUCCCUUUUCAGCCCCUCAAUGCAUCAUAUCUCCCACUCUUUCAAUUCACCACGUUGAGGGCUCUCGCUCUUGCUCACAUAUUGGUCUCUCUACUCUAAUCUUACAUGUUAAUCUCUCUAAAUUCUGCAGUCGAUUCCUUUCUCUCUUUAAAUCUCUUUCUCUAAUGAUCAUGUACCAUAUGAUUUCUCUUUAAUGGCCAUGUACUAUGCAAUUUAUCUCUAAUGGUCAUGUGAUUUCUCUUUCUAACCA
This is a messenger RNA of Amborella trichopoda, 4999 nucleotides long. Its product is annotated as Spc97 / Spc98 family of spindle pole body (SBP) component. Gene Ontology annotation, biological process: microtubule nucleation; meiotic cell cycle; mitotic cell cycle. The record is from RefSeq and is a predicted model, not a curated record. NCBI's taxonomy places the organism in Eukaryota, Viridiplantae, Streptophyta, Magnoliopsida, Amborellales, Amborellaceae. Gene Ontology annotation, molecular function: gamma-tubulin binding; microtubule minus-end binding. Gene Ontology annotation, cellular component: gamma-tubulin complex; microtubule organizing center; spindle pole.